ACACUGUUUGCAUUUCAAAGUGUACCCUAAUCUAACCUAACAAGUUGAGUAUUUACUGCACAAAUAGCAACAUAUGAUUGGACUGACAGUUUUGCAUAAACAUAUGCAUCUAUUUCUUUUUUCCCUCAACUGAACCGGACAAAGGAAAGACGACAACUCGGAAAUAUGAAGGACAUAUUGUUGGCUCUUUUCACGCGAGUGAUGUUUGGUGCCCAUGCACUUAUUGCAAUUUGGCGAGCUUACACCGAGUACAAUGAAGUAACCAUGUGGCUUUUAUUGGUACCAGUUGGUGCGUUAAUCCUGGAAACACUUUUUACAGUGGGUGCUAGAGGUGGCGAAGAAUACAAAUGGGUUAGUCCAUGCGUAAUUCUUUAUCUUGCGAGUGUAUUGCCGUCAGUCUGGUUUCUGGAAAUGAAGAAUUUUGACAGAAGACAAUUCAGGCAUAUUUGUAAUGAUCUGCACUGGGGUUUAACGAGCCUACCGGGUUGUCUCAAAGUAUUCCGUUAUGCAGAGGUUGAUGAUGUAAACUAUGUCUUAAGCAAUGUCACGUUAAGAAAAGCGGCAUGCGAGAUUGAGUAUUCAAAAAAGCAAACGGCACAAGAAAAUUUAACAAUUGUGACAACGACCAUGCUGGCAGAAGUUACGACAAAAGAAGCACUUGAAGGCGCUGUUGGAAAUGUCGUUCAAACACUAGACGAAGCCAAAAAAGUUGUAGACAGUUUGCUGGAAAACAUAAACUUUUUCAAUGAACAAACAUGGAUUUUAGUUCUUCAUCAACUUUUGCUGUUCUUUUUAAUUGUCGGUCGAUGGCUUCUUCCAACUGGGGAAGGAAUAUCUAAAGAUCAGCUCUCUCAACUACUACUUGUAUUCAUUGGUGUGGGAGCUGAUAUAUUGGAGUUUGUAACAGAAACAAUAAAGGAAAUUGAAGUUCGAUGUGACCGUACGUUGUUGAUUGUAAUUAUGGCUUUCUGGUCUUGGAGUACAUUGCAGUUUUCACUCGUGCUAACAGCUACCAAGGCACGCCGUACAAGAGCAGUUGGAAUAUAUGAAGGAGAAGAUGAAAAUGAUUCACCCGUUGUUGUCGUGGAAGAAGCAGACAGACCAAGUGCUUGUGUGGCGUUUUUAAAGAACAUGGAAGUAUGGGGAAUUUUUUCAACGCUCAUACUUCAGGACGGACCGUUUUUAGGAACCCGACUUUACAUAAUGGUCGGCAGAGGAGUCGUGCAUCAAAUGAUUGUAUUUUUCACUACAAAAAACGCCUUAGUUGUUAUUCUACAGCUGUACCGACUCUCUAUCAUCGCUUUCCACAAACCCAAAGAGGAAGAGGAAGAUGAAGACGAUCUUAACGUCACGGCACUCGGUGCUCUCCAGGGUGCAAUGUUGGGAGGAUUGAAAUCUGGAGGAAUAGACGCAAACGGUGCUAAUUUGUUUGGUGCAUCUUCGGAAUUGGAAGAAAAAACCUUCGCUCCUACCGAAGUUUAUGAAGUGAAAGAAACUACGACGCCAACUGAUGACAAAGAAGAAGAAAUUCAACUUAAUGGAGUAAACGAAAACAAUAGUAAUAUUCAUCGCGGUAUUGCCUUCGUCAAACUACCGGAUGUGAAAUACAAUUGACUUUGCCUAAAUAACUCAAUUGAAAUUUACCUCUACAAUAAUAAUCAGAGGCAAAAUUUCUUUAUUUUCUUGAAGCAUGCAGCUAAGCAUUUUUAUACGUAUAAUUCAAGAUUUAAAUUUGCGGAUAAAAAGACUACGAUGUAGGCUAAACCAUCAAGUAUCAAAAACUGCGAAUCAGGUCGUUUCCGCAAAACCUCAAUUUAUCACAUAUACGACAAUAUUCCAUAUUGAUUUGUGCGAUCGAAAAAGGGAACAGUGUUAUUUAAUUUGAAGAAAAAACACGUGACAUAGAAUUGUUGGAUAUUACAGAUAAAUAUACCCUAAUUUUACAAUAUAUUUUAUGUGCUUACAUACCUAGUUCUCGAUUACAAUUUCAAGUCAUAUAUAUUUUUUAUAGUUGUACUGAAGUGGAAAAUGAAGUAAACAGGUACCGUAAGCAUGUUAUGGGAUAUCCGUGCUUUUGACGUCAUAUGCUCUUUUGUAUGACGUCAAAAUCUAUCAAAUUAGUAAAAAGUUUAACUUUGACAGGAAAAUUUAAACAUAUGUUGAAAUAUCAAGGGAUUUAGAUCAAGUUUGACAAAAUAGUUCGAUCGUAGGAUAUUGUCUAAAAUACUUUAUAAAUCAUCUCAUUGAUUCAGUUACUAUUUUUUUUAAGUAACACAAAUAGAAAUAUAUAAAUAGGCAUUGAGCCAUUUUUUGUUGACUUUUCAAAUAUAAAAUGUUUAAUAUUUCAUUCCAUGAAAUUUCUCCCACCCAUUUAGAAAGUUCCGGUGUUUCGGUUGUAACAAUAAACCGAAGUUCCCACAACGGCUAUUUUAUACCAUUUAAAUCAAAAUAUUCUACUGUUAAAAUAUUUAUGCUAAAGUAAUACACACGUUAACCAGUUUACUGGUAUGGCCGAGUAUUAUGCAAUAGUUCUGCACAGUGAGUUUGGGCCAAGCAAGAUAGGCUACAUACACAACGCAUACAAAUCAGAAACUACCUGAUAUAGGAAAUAAUUGCUAUUUUUAAUUUAUUCUCAAUUAUAUAUAAUCAAUGUUAUGAAUGUUAGGGAGGAUUGCAACAUCUUUACAGUGCUCGUCAUAGUCUUAUAUGGAGAUCCCCUUUUCUAUUGAACUGUAUCGUGCUUUUAACCUGUACUGUAUGUACAGAAAAUUUCUAAUGUUUAUUUUUUCACCCUUGAUUUUUGGCGCAGUAUUAGGUAUUAUGGUCUUAAUAUGUUAAACAGAUGACGCGAAUUUGUGUUUUAUAUUUAUUGUUUUUGAGAUGUAAAAUAAAGUACAUUUUUCUUUUUA
Messenger RNA from Styela clava, 2909 nucleotides. RefSeq names its product transmembrane protein 26-like. Lineage: Eukaryota; Metazoa; Chordata; Ascidiacea; Stolidobranchia; Styelidae. The record is from RefSeq and is a predicted model, not a curated record.